AUGAGAGAUCGGCCCGUCAUCAGCAUCGAAAAUUACACCAUGUACUGCGGCGAUGCUGAUGAGAACAAAGUAGGUGGCUGCGCGAUAGCUGUGAGGAACGAUUACAAGAACCUGGUGGAGGAAUUUGGCUCAACGUCGUCUAGAUGCGCCUUUUUACGACAGCGGGAUCACAGAGGACGUAAACUCUGGAUCAUAAGUGCUCACGCACCUACGGAAACCGCUGAGGACAACAGUAAGGACGCCUUCUAUGAUGAACUCAAUGCGUUGAUGUCUAAAAUACCAAGCCAGCAGGUGGUCAUUGUCGGAAUCGAGGCAAAUGCGAAGAUGGGAACAGCAAUCCGAUGUGCUAGGAAAAUGGUACUAUGCAGCAGAGCGCACGUCGGACAACGGUGA
This is a messenger RNA of Necator americanus (New World hookworm), 393 nucleotides long. RefSeq lists its product as uncharacterized. The transcript has a single exon. The record is from RefSeq and is a predicted model, not a curated record. Bases 1 to 393 code for a protein of 130 amino acids. NCBI's taxonomy places the organism in Eukaryota, Metazoa, Nematoda, Chromadorea, Rhabditida, Ancylostomatidae.